Molecule: messenger RNA, 3837 nt
Organism: Lucilia cuprina (Australian sheep blowfly)
Lineage: Eukaryota; Metazoa; Arthropoda; Insecta; Diptera; Calliphoridae
Exons: 8
Coding region: 1086-3575 (829 amino acids)
Source: RefSeq, a predicted model, not a curated record
AAAAAAUAAAAAUAAAGAAAAUUAAAAAUAAAAUAAAAAAAGAAAAAUUUAUUUAAUGUUAAAGAAAAAAAUAUAUAACUUAGAAUAUUAUUUGUGAAAAAAAAAAAAUAAAAGAAUUUGAAAAAUGUGUGUAUAACUGUGCAAAAUAUAGAGCUAAAGCAAAAAAAUUAAGCCGAAUGCUUUGAAAAUUUAAAUAAUCUUAAGAGUUAUUAGUUUAAAUGUUAAAUGAAAUUUAUUGUGUAAUAAGUUUAAACUUACAAAUACAGUGAUUUUGUGUUUUUUAUUUGUGUUCUAUAACUACGUUAUUCAGGCUAUUUUCUAAUCAACUUUCAGUAUUAGGAAAAGCAAAAAGUUUGCACAGGAAAAAAGAAAAAAAAAAAAACAUACAAGAAAAGAAAACUCUAUGUAUUUGCUGUAACCCACAUUUUUUCGUUUUUUUUGCGAAAAAAUAAGAAAAAUAUGCAGCUACAACAUACAUACAACAACGUUGAACAAUAAAAAGCGAUGAUAUAAAUUGUUUAACAAAUAAUAUAUGGCAUAUUGAAAACAUUCAUAAAUACAACUUUAAAAUAUAACUAAAAAACACACACACACACACUUACAUACACAUGAAGGGUCAAAAAACAAAACGAUUCGCCCUCACAUCAGUGGAACCGCAAAAGCCAAAUAAAAAACAUGCACGAGGCUUCCAAAUCCAAAACGAUUAACUAACAACAGAAAAAGAAACAAACAAAACGACGACUACAAUGCGACACUAGAAUAAAAUGAACAGAUUUUUGUUAUUGUAAAAAUCCGAAAUUGAACAUUGGCCAAAAAUAUAAAUUGAACUAAAUGUUUUAACUUAUUCCAAAACAAAAGUAGCACCCACACCACACACAAAGGGACACAGAGACACUAAUAACUUGAAAACUGCAAGCACAACUAGCUCAAGAAUAGAAACAACAAACUAAAAAAAUACACAGGAAGUGGCUUGCAAGAAAGAGAAUAUAUUAGAAAAUAAGCAAAAAAACAAAAACGGAAAAGUAAAAGGAUAUAAAAGAAAAAAAGUUUUCAAUAAAUGGACUGUUGUGUAUCGUAAAUGAGCGAUGGCCAAAGUUUUAAAUUACACAAAGUAUCAUAAAAUAAAUGUAGCAGACCAUAGUCAUCAUCAUCGUCGUCGUCGUCAACAGCAGCAGCAGGAGCAGCAGCAACAACUACAACAACAGCAGCAAGAACAAAUAGAACAACCAACACAACAGCAACUAUCGCAACAAAAACUACAACUAAUAAAGCAGCAACAAAAACAACGACAAACUCAAAUAACCACAAAUCAAAGUAACAAUGACAACAAUAAUAAACACAGCCAUUUCAACUACAACAACAGCAGCAGCAACAACAACAACAAUGAAUUUAUCAACUAUAGAACAUUGCAACAACAUGUUGCUAAUGACCAACCGACACAUUUUCACAUUAACAACGCAAAUUUUCAACAGCUAACAUCCGUUUCCUCAUUUAGUAUUUUAAAAAAUCGAAAUUCAAAAAUCAAUAAAUCUCAUAAUGUUAACAGCAACAAAACAAACAACAAAACAUUUAUGCAUUCAUUAGGCCCACCAACAAAAACAACAAUAACAACACCACCUUCACUAUCUUCGCCAUUACCACCCUCAACAACAUGUUCCUCCUAUUCCUCUACUCCUUCGUCGUCAUUAACAACUUCUCCAACCUGUUCUACAGUAGCUUUUAAUUCUUCUACUCUAUCCAUUCCUUCAACUACUCCCCUUUCCUCAUCGUAUCUUAAUCUUUCCAACAACACAUACUCGACCUACUAUUCAACAUGUUGUGUCUUAACCUACAAUAUGUUUACGGCUUAUGCCGAAGCUGCAACAUUGCAACUGAAGCGCAAAACUCAAUUUAAUAAACUAUUACAUGUGAGUGGUCAUCCAGAUAUGCGUAGUAUUUGCUAUUUAAUUCUGAUGGCCUUCUUCUACUGGGGUGUCAUGAUACGAGCUGCUGUAGCCACAAACAUAACAACCACUACACAAACGCCACCAUCAACAACAACAACCAGUCAUGUGGCAGAGUUAAAUACCAAAACCAUGUUUUAUUCAAACUUAACAGCAGAGACCACCACCAUCCCCCACAACAGCUCCAUUGGCAUCAGGGCUGUUCAUGGUGAGGGCGGCGAUCCACCCCUGCCGUUGUUGGGUAACAGUAGUUUAAAGCUUCCCAUUUCAUUACUUACUUCUGAUGAUACUUUAACUAACUACCAGCGACGUUUGCUAAUGCGUCGUGAAGCCGCCAAUGUGCCUGAUUUUGAUGAAGAUGAUUCUAGCUAUCACGAUGAUGAACUUGAUGAAUAUGAGAUUUUAAUUAAUAAUAAAUCUGCUUUAGGUAAAUAUAUAGGAGCACCAUGUAACAAUUCGAAAUGUGAGUCCACUCUAUUGCAUGUCGUCUGUGAAAAGGAUACAAAUACAUGCGGCUGUGAAAAAAACUAUCCCGUACAACUGGGUUUAACCAGGGGAUGCGAUAAACCUAAAAAACUAGGUGAACAAUGUUUCUACGAUGAGACAUGCCAGUACAAUGAUGAAAAUUCCCUUUGUGUUCAGGUGCGUCAUAAUGCCAUGUGUCAGUGUGCGGGUGGUUUCCAUUCGGUUAGCUAUACAAAACCAACACGACGAGUAUUUUGUACUCAAGAUAUCGAUGAAUUAAAUUCGGAUUUACCAACACUGCUGGGCGUAUGUAUCGGCAUCGGUGUAUUGGCUGGUCUUAUCUGUAUGGUACUCCAUCUGUUUAGUAAAACAAAAUAUCCACGUCAUCGUAAUUUCGGUGAUGCAAAUUUACCGCCACCUAUAAUGUAUUCAAGUGAAACAGGUAUACCAUUGACAGUGCAAUCCGGUCGUCCCUCCUCACGUUCAAGUAUACGCUCUAGUGGCGGAUCAAUCGGUUCCUAUGGUAAUCGUCGUUCGUCAACGGGAGGCGUAGGCGGCAAUAAUAGUGCGACAGCUGGCUCCAAGGGUAUACUUGUCUCAACAUCACGCACAGGUUCUCGAAGACCAAGUCUAGCGUCGGUACACAGUACGAGUUCAUCCGUACGUAGCUAUAGUAUGAUGCGUUUCGAAAAGGAACAACAGCAGAAGGAAAUCCGCCAAGAGAUGAAACUACGUUUGGCUCGUCUGCAGCAACAUCAGCAUCAGCAACAACAUCAACAACAUUUGAGGGAAUAUAAACCACAAAUUAUUAUCGGCGAUACUGCUGUUUCCAUGCAACAUGGUGUUGCAUUGAGUCGCAUUACCAUGGCUACACCGAGUCCCAUAACACCCAAUUCAACGGAUGAGCUUUUACCAGCGGUCGAUGAAAGUCAAGAGUAUUUACCAAAAUCUGAUAUAAUCACAAAACCGCCAUAUGCAGAAUCGGUUGCUUCUGCUACCAUAAGUGCUAUAAAAAAUGUUGCUGCCUCUUCGGGUACGAAUCAAAAUAUGACCAGUACAACUAAUGCCGCUGCUAUUGCUUCUACGUCAACGUCUGCUACAGGUAUGGAUCUGGCUAGUGCUGCUGCUUAUAUUGGACCCUGCAGUUCUUCAAAUGAAGCGCUUUAAAUUAAUUUAAACAAAAAACAAACAGUAUUUAUACACAAAAACAAAUAUAUAAAAAUUAAUAAUAAAUAAAUGUUAAAUGCAAAUUAUCUUAGAAAUAAACAUAAGUUUAAAAAGCAAAACGUAUUACGUAUAGAAUAUGAAAAUUAUAAAAAAAUAUGCUAUUUUGCAUUUUAUAUUUGUAUAUAAUAAUAAACAAACAAAAAAAUCCCAUAAAAAUUUAAAAAAAAUAUAUAAAAAAUAUUUAGUGUAAUUAUUAUUGCAA